GAGCCUCAGCCUCGCUUGCGAUCACUUGGAUCAGGACUACAGCAAGAGAUGCCUCUCAUUAUUGCUCCUAUAAUGCACCCUUUAUGCAUCCUCAUUUAUAUUUAUCUGACAGACAUCAUAGAAUCAUCCACAGACAGCAGCUUCUAUUCUGGUGCUGAUGUCUGCCCACUGGGCCAGUUCCCCUGUGGCAACAUGUCUGUGUGCCUGCCCCAGCUCUACCACUGCAAUGGGGUCCAGGACUGUGCUAAUGGAGCUGACGAGGAGAACUGUGUGGACAACAGCGGGUGGCCACAUCUUUUUGAUGCCUUUAUGAAGAAAAAUGUUGAAGAGUCCAAGGAAUGCAUGCUGGACGUGUUCCCAGAGGUAUGCUUCUGUGAGGCCGGGAGAGUUAACUGUAACAAAAAGGGACUACUCAGCGUCCCAGCUGUGUCUUCCAAUAUAACAGCUCUUGAGCUGAACAGCAACCAGAUAACAGCUCUCCAACCAGACCAGUUCAUCCGCUACAGACACCUUGAGAGACUACACCUGGAAGACAACAGGAUCAAAAGAAUCUCCAAGCAGGCAUUCUCAGGACUCUACUCACUUAGAAGACUAUUUCUCAGUCAGAAUCGGAUUACAUCGUUGAAGGCUGGCAUUUUUGGAGACCUCUCGAACCUGGAGUGGCUGAUUCUUGACGAAAAUAGAAUCACAUCUAUGAGACAGAAAUCGUUUGAGGGCCUGAAAUCUUUAUUUUUCCUGUCUUUGCUGAAUAAUUCCCUAGAAUCCAUCCCUAAGAAAUCGGUCUGCCUGGAAAUGCCGAGAUUAAACUGGCUAGAACUGGAGGGGAACAGGAUAUCAUCUUUGUGGGUUUCCAGCUUUCAAAACUGCACCACUCUGACAGUAUUGGCUCUUCGAAAAAACAGAGUACAAACCAUUGAGGAGGGAAUAUUUUUUGGAAUGCCAAACCUGAUAGACCUGGACAUAUCUGUAAACAAAUUUGAGGAGUUCUCCUCAACUAUGUUCAGAAAUCUUCUAAACCUAAAACAGUUGAACAUCUCAAAUAACCCUCUAACUCAUAUUUAUGAGGAUCAGUUUGACAUGUUUGUCAAUUUGCAAUCCCUGAGUAUAGAGGAGGUUGAAAUACCAAACAUCAGUAUUCAGAUGUUUCGCUCUCUUAGCAACUUGUCCCAUAUUUAUUUUAAGAAAUUUGAAUACUGUGGCUACUCUCCUAACGUGCGAAGUUGCAAGCCAAACACUGACGGAAUUUCAACAUUUGAGAAUCUUCUUGCGAACAUCAUCCUUCGUGUUUUUGUGUGGGUGGUGGCCUUCAUCAUCUGCUUCGGCAACAUCUUUGUGAUCUGCCUGAGGUCUUGCAUUGCAUCUGAAAACCAGCACCACACCAUGGCCAUCAUAUCACUGUGCUGUGCUGACUGCCUCAUGGGAGUCUACCUGUUCUUCAUCGGUGCGUUUGACAUCAAGUACUGUGGAGAGUACAACAGACAUGCCCAGCUGUGGAUGGAGAGCCUGCAGUGCCAGUUGAUUGGCUGCCUGGCCAUGCUGUCCACUGAGGUGUCAGUCAUGCUUCUGACAUACAUGACUCUGGAGAAGUACCUGUGCAUUGUGUUCCCCUUCCACAACUACAGAGCCGGACGUAAACAGACGCUCUGCUAUCUCAUCCUCAUCUGGGUCCUGGGCUUCAUUAUUGCUGUCAUUCCCUUAUGGGACAAGCAGACAUUCGGGAAUUACUAUGGCAGGAAUGGAGUGUGUUUUCCACUUCACUCAGACGAGAUGGAGAAACCAGGGGCCCGAUGCUACUCCACUGGAAUAUUCCUGGGAUUGAAUCUCUUUGCAUUCAUCAUGAUCGUCUUCUCCUACACCAGCAUGUUUUACUCUGUACAGAAAACAGCCAAGACAGCAAGACAGUCUGUCUACAACAAGGAAGUCUCUAUAGCCAAGAGGUUUUUCUUCAUCGUUUUCACAGAUGCCAUGUGUUGGACACCUAUAUUCAUCCUAAAGAUCCUCUCCCUUUUACGAGUGGAUAUAGCAGGAACGAUAAUUCUAUGGGUGGUGAUCUUCAUCCUGCCCAUCAAUAGUGCCCUAAACCCCAUUCUAUACACCAUCACUGCCAGCUCCUUCCAGGAGAAACUCAAGCUCUGCUUGAAGGCCAAGUGCAAACAGGCUGGGCUCAGGGAAACGUCCCAAAAAGUAUCUGAAGUCUACCAGAACCCCAGCGCUCCCCCUUAAUAAAAGGACCCUCUCAGUCAGGGAGCUUGCCAAACGUCCUCUUGGAGAGCUACUGCCUGGGUAUGCAGGCUUUUGUUCCAGCUCUUCUGGAAAACACUAAAUUUAAACAUCAAGAUCUGGCUAAGCUUCUGAUUAGUAGGAUCAGUGUGCUUGAGCAGGGCUUGAGCAAAGCCUGCAUACUGAGUGGCUCUCCAGGAGGAGGGUUGGCUACCCAUGUCCUUAUUUUAUAGGGGGAGAGAUGUAUUCUUGUAAUUAUUCUUUACCAGCAAGAGAACACGCUUUCUGGGAACCAAUUUAUUAACAAAUGUUUUGUGUGAAUACAGUUAUUGUAAACACAGAUGUGCAGAAUCACAAAUUAUUUUGCAUACCCAAUUGAUAUUACACAAAUUGUAUUGUAUAAAUGUAUAAUAAAAAAAAUAUAGAAAAAAUAUAUGGAAUUGAAAAGGUGUAAAUGAGUGAGAUGUUUUGGGUUUUAGGGUGUAACAUUUGCUUGGGUUUGAUACAUUUGACAUUCAGAUGCA
Oncorhynchus keta (chum salmon) is the source of this 2744-nucleotide messenger RNA. RefSeq names its product relaxin family peptide receptor 2, like (gene rxfp2l). NCBI's taxonomy places the organism in Eukaryota, Metazoa, Chordata, Actinopteri, Salmoniformes, Salmonidae. Gene Ontology annotation, molecular function: G protein-coupled receptor activity; protein binding. Gene Ontology annotation, cellular component: membrane. The transcript is spliced from 18 exons. Gene Ontology annotation, biological process: G protein-coupled receptor signaling pathway. The record is from RefSeq and is a predicted model, not a curated record. The coding region runs from base 49 to 2223 and encodes 724 amino acids.